AUGGAUGUUGAUGUCAAGAAGCUAGAGAAACUUUCCUUGAUUUCGAAAGUCUGUUCGGAACUUGAAACCAAUCUAGGGCCGCAGCAUGGAGACAAAAUUCUAGCUGAGUUCAUAACAGAUCUGGGACAGAACAGCAAAAGUGUGGAGGAAUUCAAUGCCAAAUUGAAGGAAAAUGGCGCUGCCGAAAUCCCUGAUUACUUAGUCCGUAAUCUUCUCACUAUCAUUCAUGCAGUUCUUGCUCCGGAGAAGAACCCGAGAUCUUCCAAAAGAGAAGACGAUAAGCCUAAAGAUAGAAGCAGAGAGAGCAGAGGUUCUAAGGGAGAAGAAGACAAGCCUAGAGAUAGAAGAAGAGAAAGCAGAGGUAAUGAGGAUCAAGCGUACAAUUCCGGUGAGCCAGAGUUGUAUGGUGUUUAUAAGGGCAUGGUUACAAGAGUGAUGGAUACAGGCUGCUUUGUUGAGUUGAGUUCUCUCAGAGGGAAGGAGGGUCUGGUUCAUGUUUCGCAGAUGGAGAAGAGGCGAGUUAGUAAUGCUAAAGAUGUGGUGAAGAGGGGUCAUCAAGUUUAUGUGAAGGUGGUUUCGAUUUCAGGUCAGAAGUUGAGUCUUUCAAUGAAAGAUGUUGAUCAAAAGACAGGGAAGGAUUUGCUUCCUAUUACGAGGAGUUCAGGCUAUGAUACUCGUAACUCCAACCCGUUAAUGUCAAGGGAUGGUACUGCGAGCAGGACUAGUCUUUCUGGGAUUAGGAUUAAGGAGGAUAGUCUUGUCCAGUCUUGUAGGCCAAGGAAGAGACUAAGCUCCCCGGAGAGGUGGGAAAUCAAACAGUUGAUUGCUUCAGGUGUUUUGAAUGCUAAAGAUUAUGCAGAGAUUUAUCAAGACGAGGAAGUGGAUAGUAUAAUGAUGGUCUAUAAAGAUGAGGGACCUGAGGAAGAGCUUGAAAUUGAGCUCAAUGAGGAAGCGCCGGCCUUUUUGCAAGGGCACGACAUGUAUUCUGUGGAUAUGUCGCCGGUGAAGAUCUUUAAGAAUCCAGAAGGAUCACUGAGCCGUGCUGCUGCACUUCAAUCUGCGCUGGUCAAGGAGCGUAGAGAGAUGCGUGAUCAGCAGCAAAGAGCUGUGCUGGAUUCUAUACCGAAGGAUUUGAAUCGUCCGUGGGAAGAUCCAAUGCCAGAGAAUGGUGAGAGGCAUCUUGCACAGGAAAUUAGAGGUGUUGGUUUGUCAGCUCAUGAUGUACCUGAGUGGAAGAAAGAAGCUUAUGGGAAGGCUAUUAGUUUCGGGAACAGGUCAAGCCUUUCGAUUCAGGAACAAAGGAAGAGCUUGCCUAUCUACAAGCUGAGGAAAGAAGUGAUUGAUGCAGUGAAUGAGAAUCAAGUACUUGUUGUCAUUGGUGAGACUGGUUCUGGCAAGACAACACAGCUAACCCAGUAUCUUGCAGAAGCAGGUUACACGACGAAGGGUAGAAUUGGAUGUACACAGCCUCGUAGGGUGGCGGCAAUGUCAGUAGCGAAAAGGGUUGCUGAAGAGGUUGGCUGUCGGUUGGGGGAGGAAGUCGGUUAUGCCAUUCGUUUUGAGGAUUGCACUGGACCAGAUACUGUCAUCAAGUACAUGACAGAUGGUAUGCUUCUUAGGGAGAUUUUGUUCGAUAAAGACCUUAUGCAAUAUUCAGUGAUAAUGCUUGAUGAAGCUCAUGAGAGGACAAUCCACACAGAUGUUCUAUUUGGAUUACUGAAGCAACUCGUGAACCGCAGACCAGACCUUCGUUUGAUUGUUACCUCUGCUACUUUGGAUGCAGAAAAGUUUUCAGGUUAUUUCAACAAUUCCAAGAUCUUUACUUUCGAGGGGAGAACUCAUCCAGUUGAUGUAAUGUAUGUCAAGGAGCCAGAAAGUGAUUACCUUGACGCGGCUAUUAUCACUGUUUUGCAGAUUCACUUGCAAGAGCCAGAAGGUGACAUCCUUCUCUUCUUGACUGGACAGGAAGAGAUUGAUUUUGCAUGCCAGGUUCUUUAUGAGAGGAUGAAAGCUCUUCCUAAAAAUAUACCCGAGUUGAUCAUCUUACCGGUUUAUAGUGCUCUUCCGAGUGAAAUGCAGUCUAGGAUAUUUGAUCUAGCUCCACCAGGGAAGAGGAAAGUAGUUGUGGCUACUAAUAUUGCCGAGGCAUCUCUGACUAUUGAUGGAAUAAUUUAUGUCAUUGAUCCUGGAUUUGCAAAGCAGAAUGUUUAUAACCCAAAGCUGGGGCUAGAUUCACUGGUCAUAACUCCAAUCUCACAAGCAUCAGCCAAGCAACGAGCUGGGCGUGCCGGGCGUACAGCCGAGGGGAAAUGUUACCGUCUCUACACUGUGAGUGCCUUCAAAAAUGAGAUGCGUCCUACUACAGUCCCCGAAAUCCAGAGGACAAAUCUUGCGUCUACGGUGCUUGCAAUGAAAGCUAUGGGGAUAAAUGAUCUCCUCUCUUUUGAUUUUAUGGAUCCUCCUACGCCGCAGUCACUCAUUUCAGCCAUGGAGAAACUGUACAGCUUAGGAGCACUUGAUGAAGAGGGUUUCAUAACCAGACUAGGAAUGAAAAUGUCUGAGUUUCCUCUAGAACCACCCCUCUCGAAGAUGCUACUCGCAAGUGUGGACCUCGGAUGCAGUGAUGAGAUCUUGACCAUCAUAGCAAUGAUUCAGACAGGCAAUGUGUUUUACAGGCCUAGGGAGAAACAAGACCGCGCUGAUCAGAAGAGAGCAAAGUUUUUCCAGCCAGAAGGAGACCAUCUUACUUUACUUGCAGUCUACCAGGCUUGGAAAGGAAAAAACUAUUCAACACCAUGGUGUUUCGAAAACUUUCUUCAGUCUCGCUCCUUGAGGCGCGCGCAGGAUGUCCGAAAACAGCUCAUGAGCAUCAUGGACAAGCACAGGCUGGAUGUUGUCAGUGCCGGAAACAACUACACAAAGAUCACCAAGGCAAUCACGGCCGGCUUUUUCUUCCAUGUAGCUAGAAAGGAUCCACAGGAAGGUUACAAGACCUUUGUAGAGAACCAGCCAGUGUACAUCCACCCAAGCAGUGCUCUCUUUCAGAAGCAACCAGGUUGGGUCAUCUACAAUGAGCUGGUUAUGACUACAAAGGAGUACAUGCGAGAGGUGACAGCCAUUGAUCCCAAAUGGCUUGUGGAGUUGGCUCCCAGGUUCUUCAAAGCUGCAGAUCCUAACAAGAUGACCAAGCGCAAGCGUCAACAACGUAUCGAACCCUUGUAUGACAGAUAUAAUGAACCCAACUCAUGGCGCCUUAGUAGACGCCGUGGUUGA
Molecule: messenger RNA, 3273 nt
Organism: Fragaria vesca subsp. vesca
Lineage: Eukaryota; Viridiplantae; Streptophyta; Magnoliopsida; Rosales; Rosaceae
Product: probable pre-mRNA-splicing factor ATP-dependent RNA helicase-like
Exons: 1
Coding region: 1-3273 (1090 amino acids)
Biological process (GO): spliceosomal complex disassembly
Cellular component (GO): intracellular anatomical structure; catalytic step 2 spliceosome
Molecular function (GO): ATP binding; RNA binding
Source: RefSeq, a predicted model, not a curated record